GGAGUUCCGGGUGCGUGGGCGGAGGCAAGGCCAUUGGGCGGAGGCACUGGAUCGCAGCUGACCGGUGUUGUUUGUUUCCUCUCUGCUGCGUUGUCAGCAGACGCCAGCCAGCAUGCCGUCGGCGACCAAUGGCGGCACUGGCGACGCGAACAUCGUGGACCUGGACCGGGCGGCGGCCGAGGCCGAGUCGCUGCUGCGCCGCGCGCUGCGCGACGUCAAGCAGGGCUCCACCUACAAACAGCUGGGCGUGGGCGCUGCCGCUGGCUGGAUCACGGGCUAUUUGGGCAUGAAGGUGGGCAAGCUGGCCGCCAUGACGCUGGGCGGCUCGAUGCUGGUCAUGCAGAUUGCCUCGCACAAGGGCUACAUCCGGGUCAACUGGAAGAAGGUCAACAACGACCUGCAGCAGAUCAGCGAGCGCGUGCAGGACGACGUGCAGAAGACGGCACCCGGAGCCGUCGGCGAGGUGAAGAAGUUCGCCAACGAGAACAAGUACGUGGCGGCCGGUUUUACGGGAGGCUUCCUGAUCGGACUGUCCUGCUCCUGAACGCCUCCUGUUCUUGCGUAGCUCCUGCCGCUCUGGAGGGCGGCAGGGUCUGGCCGGCCGGUCGCCCCGCGGCCCUGACUGGACGACACCGCUGCUUUCAUGAGCGGUGUCUCUGGAGCGGGCUGCGGGGCGUGGGACUGCCGGCCACACUGAACGCGGCCUGAGUGCCCCGCUGGCGUUCUUACUUGCCAGGGGUUGUAUGGACUGUGGGUGACUUGCCGAGGACGUGCGGGCGCGCCGCGCGAUGCUUUAUGAAGUGGAAGACUGGGUUGGCUUGAGUCGGCUCCGUUCGCACAAUGCCAGGUAGUGCUCCAAGUCCUGGGCGAUGUGAAUGUCUCCAGUCUCGGGCGAUAGCGCGACUUUUAGCAUGUCACCUGCAGCGCCCCCGGUGCCAUGGCGUCACGAUAGUACCGCGUGGUUUUCCGCUGUGUAUGCCGUGACCCGCCGUUCAGUCGACGUGGUCCGAGCUGUCUGGACGUUGGUGUGAGGCCUCUCCUCCGGAUAUCUCGGGCCCCGCGCCGGUCCCAGCCCCGAGAGUCCGGCCUUCCCCCUCGCACCGGUCCCACCCCACGAGUCCAGCCCCACCCCCCGCGCCGGUCCCAGCCCCGCGAGUCCAGCCCCCACCUCCCGUGCGCCAGUCUCUUCCCCACGAGUCCGGCCUUUCCCCUCACGCCGGUCCCAGUCCCGAGAGUCCAGCCCCACCCCCCGUGCGCCGGUCCCAGCCCCACGAGUCCGGCCUUCCUCCUCGCGCCGGUGCCAGCCCCACGAGUCCAGCCCACCCCCCACGCCGGUCCCAGCCCCGAGAGUCCAGCCCCAUCUCCCCCGCGCCGGUCCCAGCCCCACGAGUCCAGCUCCGCUCCCGCGCGCCAGGCUCAGCCUCACUGGAAGCAGAGCCGCCACAGACCCGGGCUGGCGUGGACAUCUGGACGCAUGUGUGUUGGCACAGCUGGCUGUGUGGCUCUGGUUGGUGAGAUGUAGGAAGCUCGAUGGGAUGUAGAUAUGUAACGCGUGUAGUGCACUGUUCCUGGUUUGCCUAGAUCUUUAUUUUUUCUGUGCGUAGGUGCAUUUGUUGGGUGUGCCUUUUCUCCCCUUACCGAAAUAAAUAAGGUAUGCAUGAC
Pollicipes pollicipes is the source of this 1662-nucleotide messenger RNA. Its product is annotated as FUN14 domain-containing protein 1. The transcript is spliced from 4 exons. Lineage: Eukaryota; Metazoa; Arthropoda; Thecostraca; Pollicipedomorpha; Pollicipedidae. Gene Ontology annotation, cellular component: mitochondrial outer membrane. Gene Ontology annotation, biological process: autophagy of mitochondrion. The record is from RefSeq and is a predicted model, not a curated record. The coding region runs from base 113 to 544 and encodes 143 amino acids.